Messenger RNA from Arabidopsis thaliana (thale cress), 2061 nucleotides. Its product is annotated as Serine/Threonine-kinase, putative (DUF1296). The transcript has 11 exons. Bases 73 to 2061 code for a protein of 662 amino acids. NCBI's taxonomy places the organism in Eukaryota, Viridiplantae, Streptophyta, Magnoliopsida, Brassicales, Brassicaceae. The record is from RefSeq and is marked reviewed.
GAGCAAUCGUACUCAAAAGCCAGAAGCGAGCGAGAGAGAAAGAAAGAUCAUCCUUUUCGUGUUGAAUCAGAAAUGGGUUCUUCAGACAUUGACGUUAACUCAAUCCCGGAGUAUUCAAGACCAAUCGUACGGGCUAUGAAGGAAAUCGUGAAUUGCUCCGAACAAGAGAUUUACGCAAUGCUUGUUGAAUGCAACAUGAACGCUGACGAAGCCAUUACUCGACUUCUUUCUCAAGAAAUGGGUUCUUCAGCCAUUGAAGUUAACGCAAUCCCGGAGUAUACGAGAGCAAUAGUACGGUCUAUGAAGGAAAUCGUGAAUUGCUCCGAACAAGAGAUUUACGCAAUGCUUGUUGAAUGCAACAUGAACGCUGACGAAGCCAUCACUCGACUUCUUUCUCAAGAUAGUUUCCAGGAAGUGAAGAGUAAACGAGACAAGAAGAAAGAGGCCAAGGACGCAUUAGAGAUUCAAAGACUUAGUGGUAGAAACCAGUAUCACAAAUCUAAGAAUGGCAGUGAUCAAAAUGGAGGAAACAAGCUUAACUCUUAUGGAACGAGUAAUGUGCAACGAAUUCGUAAUCAUUUGGCUGGUUCUUCAUUGAACAGUGCUAUAUCAAAUGUUGAAACUAAGAGAGUGCCAACAAGCUCAGAGGAAGCAGUUCCUUCGUUAUCUGUGCCAUCUUCUACGUUGGUAACUGCUUUGGGAUGUGGUACAUCAGCUUCAUCAAAAGAUAGUGUAACUAAAGCUCCUGUCAAGGAUGAUUGCCUCUUACCUGAGAAGCCAGUUGCUCCUAAUCCAUUUUCUAACUCAUUUAAUGAGCCUGCUGCUAGAAGAGAUCAACUUCAAGAAUCUCCUUCGGUAUCCAACCAAAUAUUUCGCAAUGGAGGCUCACAUUUGUUGCGUGACAAUUACAAUAACAAAAAUGAUGAGACUAACCAAGUGCAAAGAAGUUCUUGUGAGAACAAUCGAACCAAAGAUCCGUCGGUGCCUGUUAAUUCAGACCAAUGUAAUAGCGACUUACAGAAUUUGAAGUUUGGUCGUUUUGGUUCUGGCGAAGUACAUAUGAUUAUGAACAAUCAAAGCUUGGCUCUCCCAUCACAGUUCUUGAAUGAUCCUGCAGAUGAUUUGUCUUUCAGACACCUGAACUUAAGAGAUGAAGAGGAAGAACAACAACCAAGAAUGAAUGUUGCUAAUGAAAAAAUGGCAUAUGAAGUCAACUCAAAUGCCGCUCGUAAUUACAAUUCGUCCCCAAACUGUGAUCAUACAGAACCUACUCAAGAAAAUCAGUACACGUCUUCAUCUGCUACAGAUUUCACAUUUUAUAAUAGUCAGCUGUUCAAUCCUGUGAUGGCUCCUGCAGAACGAAGUCUUCAGAUGCCAAAUUUGAAUACCUUUCCCGACUCUAUGCAUCAACAAGCAUUCACAAGGGAACAUGUGAAUGCUUGGUACUCGGCUUCUCCUCUCAAUCAGUCAAUGUAUGCUGCCUCUUCACUUGGUCGUAGGCUACCAGUUUCCAUGACCGAGAUGAAUCGACAAGCCAUGAACCACCACCUUUACCCUCAGCCUAAUGUUCCUUCAGAGCAUUAUGGUAAUAUGAUGAACUAUCCUUACUCUCUGCCAACACAGAAUGAUAAUACCUACGACAUGCCAGCAUCAGCAUUUCAGCAACAUGGUGGUCUUAACAACGACGCCUACCAUCUUCGUCCUUUAGUUGCACCGCUUCCUUUGCACAGAGACAGUUAUCCAUGUCCACCAACUCUCGCUGCUGGUCCUUACACUCGUAGUUCUGCUUACGGUUCCGCUAAUGGUCCGGCUUACGAUUCUGCUUACGGUUGUGGCAUGUUAAGUGAUCAUAACACUGCGAACUUGAGGUUUGACGAUGAAGAUGACUUCCACACACGGUUUAGCAAUCACUUGGCAUCACUUCAGCAUCAGAAUGGGACCUCAAGUAUGUGGACUCCUCCAGGGCUAAACGAAUCAGGAAGCAGUUAUUACCGCUUAUACUCGGGUCCUCAGAAUCAGCAGUCAGAGAGUUUCAGACGUAGCCAACAAGAUUUACUUUGA